CUUUAUAAGGCACUUUGCAGCUAAGCGUCGCAAAACACAGCCCCAGAACUGACCCCAGAACUGACUGCACUCAAGCAGGAUGGGCAUCCUCCAACGCUUUUCCCUCGAUAAUGCGCUGCCGCUAUUGUCCGUAGCUUCUAAAACAUUGCGGGGAUACUGCACCGUGGCGAACUCAGAGGCGGAGAAGGCCAUUGCAGCGAAACUUAAGGCAGGGCUGACGGGCGUGACGCGCGUGGAGGUGCAGGACACCAGCGGCGGGUGCGGCGCCAUGUACCGAAUCGCCAUCCAGGCGGCCGACUUCAAGGGCCAGUCCAUUGUGAAGCAGCACCAGCUGGUGCACAAGCUGCUGGCGGACGACCUCAAGCAGUGGCACGGCCUCACACUGGAGACCAAGGCCGCGCACUAGGGAGGCAGGGCGGACCCAGUAGAGGAGGCAGGGAUCGUAAAUGUAGCCAAACCGAAUAUGGGCAGGGUUGUACCGACGAAGGUGCCAUUAGAGGAGCCGGUGGGGCAGCUGAUGGAGGUGCCGAUGGUGGUGACGCGCUGGCAGCGGAGUUGUAGAGCAGAGGUACUGCGUGCAACACCAGCAGCAGUAGCAGGUGCUCUGACUGGGUGCACAGUGUGCACAAUUUGGGAGAGCGGGACUCCGCGGACAUGGGGCCGCGACGGGCAUAAGUCAAUGAUCUUCAAGCGCGUGUUGUGCAGAACAUGGUGAGUCUAGGGAAAUGGAAGCAGGAGGCUUUCAAACUGUAACUGCUUUCACGUAGGCAGAUGUGAAGCAACAAGUGCACUCGGUACUAUGGGGCAGUGAGGUGGAUGAGCACGCGCAGUGUUCACAUGUUGAAGUCGGUCACGUUGGAGCUAGAGAACGGCAAGCCGUACCUUAGGCACACGAGGACAGUGGUGGAUGGCUCAAGUGGAUCAUCGUAGGCUUCUCAUGGACGACUGACACCACUGUCCACUGCUACGUUUCCCUUGGAAUGCUAGAGCGCGUGCUUGCGUUUACCACGCCCUAUGUGCUCAAGUCAUCUCUCACAAAACGCUCAUGAUGUUUUGCC
Messenger RNA from Chlamydomonas reinhardtii, 1058 nucleotides. RefSeq lists its product as uncharacterized. The coding region runs from base 80 to 406 and encodes 108 amino acids. NCBI's taxonomy places the organism in Eukaryota, Viridiplantae, Chlorophyta, Chlorophyceae, Chlamydomonadales, Chlamydomonadaceae. The record is from RefSeq and is a predicted model, not a curated record. The transcript is spliced from 2 exons.